Cololabis saira (Pacific saury) is the source of this 1759-nucleotide messenger RNA. It is a transcript of the gene sgpp1b, whose product is annotated as sphingosine-1-phosphate phosphatase 1b. Gene Ontology annotation, molecular function: sphingosine-1-phosphate phosphatase activity. The record is from RefSeq and is a predicted model, not a curated record. The transcript is spliced from 3 exons. Bases 227 to 1561 code for a protein of 444 amino acids. Gene Ontology annotation, biological process: sphingosine metabolic process; phospholipid dephosphorylation. Lineage: Eukaryota; Metazoa; Chordata; Actinopteri; Beloniformes; Belonidae. Gene Ontology annotation, cellular component: endoplasmic reticulum membrane.
AGCGGGUCUGCGGCACAGCAGCUCCGAGGCGGUGUAUUCCUCAUGUUUUUACACGAUACAAGCUGAUGCCGCAACUUCCGUUAGGACCAACGGUCCGAGGCUGCACGUCUAAGCAAAGAUGCACAAGUGAACCAGCCGUCGUUAGCCGCAGUUAGCCUCCUCCCCCCUCAGGGGAAAGUAGUUUCUUUCUUUCUCGUCGUGAGGGAUUAAAUCUCUUGCUUUAAAUAUGGACAAAAUCAAGGAUCUGUGGCUCUUUCUCCAGGACCCGGUGUUGGUGGCCCGCUUUCAGAAACUUUGCGGGGUCCGGGGGACGUUUUCGGGAGCGCGCAGCGGCAAGGUAGAAACGGAGCGGGCGCAUGCGCACAAUAACGGGGCGCCCCAGGGGGGAGCCGGGGACGGGGCGCAUGUGCACAAUAACGAGGCUCCCCAGGGGAGAGCCGGGGAGGGGGCGCACGCGCACAACAGCGAGGCUCCCCAGCGGGGAGCCGGGGCUGCGGGAGCCGGGGAUGGGGCGCUCCGUCCCCGGCUGCAGCGCCAGGGCAGCACCGUCACACCCCUCCGCAGGAACUCCCUGACGGGCGAAGCCGGCCACGAGUUCGUGAUCGAGAACCGCCUGCUGUUCUACCUGUUCACGUUCGGGACGGAGCUGGGCAACGAGCUGUGCUACAUCACCUUCUUCCCCUUCCUGCUGUGGAACGUGGACGCCUUCGUGAGCCGGCGGCUCGUCAUGGUCUGGGUGUGGGUCAUGUACGUGGGCCAGUGCACCAAGGACGUGUUCGGCUGGUCCCGGCCCGCCUCCCCGCCCGUGGUCAAGGUGGAGAUGUUCUACAACUCCGAGUACAGCAUGCCGUCCACGCACGCCAUGUCCGGCACGGCCAUCCCCUUCUCGCUGUUCGUGAUGACCUGCGGCCGCUGGGAGUACCCGUCCACGCUGGGCUUCAGCUUGGCGCUCUGCUGGUGUGUGCUCGUCUGUUCCAGCCGGAUCUACAUGGGAAUGCACUCACUCCUGGACAUCAUAGCUGGCGUCCUCUACAGCGUCCUGAUCCUGCUGGUCUUCCUGCCGGCUCUGGACCUGAUCGACAGCUUCAACCUGAGCUACCGCUACGCCCCUCUCAUCAUCGUGUGCCUCCACCUGGGCCUGGGCCUGUUCUCCUUCACCCUGGACACGUGGAGCACGUCCCGGGGGGACACGGCCCAGAUCCUGGGCUCGGGGGCCGGCGUGGCCCUGGCGUCCCACGUCAACUACCACCUGGGCCUGCUGCCGGACCCCACCCCGGAGCAGCUGCCCCUCACCAUGCCGGCCCUCAGCGCGGGCCUGGUGGCCACGGCGGCGCUGCGCUUCCUGCUGGGGGUGCUGGUGCUGCUGGCCACGCGGGCCCUCAUGAAGGCCCUCACCAUCCCGCUGGUGUGCUGGCUGGUGGGGGUGCCCAGCACCGACGUCAGGGAGGCCCGGCAGCACAUGGAGGUGGAGCUGCCGUACCGCUACGUGGUGUACGGGACCGUGGGCUUCAGCGUGCUGUUCCUGGUGCCGCUGCUGUUCACCGUCCUGCAGCUCUCAUGAUGACGCUGUCUCUGUGUCCAGGAGAGAAGCCUCACCGUGUCCAGAGCUGUCCCCGCCCACACCCUCGCCCUGGGGCCAAUACACACUCGUCCCCAUCCAUCAUUUCAUCCAGAGUCGGGAGCAGCUGCUGCUUCCCUUGCACCCUAAGACCUCGGGGUUGUUCCCUCUCGCCGUCUCGCUGCCUCAUAGUCCGUGUUC